AACACAGCUAGGAGUUCACUCAGACUAACCUUGGACUUAGGAAGAGAAGGAAGAGGGAAACACCUAGACAGUGUUGGAAGACUGACAGACAGCCAUGGGAGUUCAGGAGCCAGGCUCUAGUGAGUUCUACGUGGAUAGGAAUGUUCUGAACGAGAUUUCCCUGGACGAGGUUGCAAGAAAACGGACUUUUUCCAUCAAACCUCCCCUGAAGGAGCGGGUGAAAGAUUCACUCAGGUGUUCAGUGCCCAAGCUGAAGCGUUCUGUGCUGGGUUUUCUGCCUGUACUGUCUUGGCUGCCCCGCUACUCACUGAGAGACAACGCCCUGGGAGACCUCACCUCUGGCAUCAGUGUCGGCAUCAUGCACCUGCCUAUGGGUUUGGCCUAUUCUCUCCUCGCUGGUACACCCCCAGUGUAUGGCCUCUACACCUCCUUCUACCCAGUACUAGUCUACAUCAUCUUCGGAACAUCCAAACACAUCUCAAUGGGCACGUUUGCUGUGACCAGUCUCAUGGUUGGCACUGUAACACAAACAUUGGCCCCAAACAGCAACUACAUGACACUAAAUGGAACCAACGGGACUGCAGUUCUAGAUAGCACAGCCCUUUAUAAUGAUAGAGUACAGAUAGCAUCCAGCCUCACUGUGCUGUGUGGGAUCUUUCAGUUUGCCAUGGGCCUUUUGCAGGUAGGUUUCAUUGCAACGUACCUGUCGGAUCCCCUGGUACGUGGCUACACUACAGGAGCAGGUAUACAAGUGGUCCUCUCCCAACUCUCAAGCACCUUUGGGAUCAGCACUUCGCUCUACACAGGACCGCUGUCUCAGGUCUAUCUCUUGAUAGACGUCUGUAGACAUCUGCCAAUGACUAACAUUGGGGCUGUGGUGAUCACUCUGGUGUCCUUGGUGGUCCUCAUAACCGUCAAAGAACUCAACACUUGUUAUGCAAAGAAGCUGCCUGCACCAAUUCCAAUAGAACUCAUAGUGAUCAUAGUAGGUACAAUAAUCUCUUACUACGCCAACCUGAAUGGCCUAUACAAGGUGGCCGUGGUCGGACAGAUCCCCAGAGGAUUACUGGCACCACGUAAUCCUGACAUCAGUCUGUGGGGCUCGGUGGCUGGGAGUGCCUUUGCUCUGGCCAUAGUCGGCUAUGCCAUUAGCAUCUCGUUGGGCAAAACUUUUGGCCUUAAACAUGGCUACAAGGUGGACAGCAACCAGGAGCUGAUUGCCUUGGGGGCCUGUAACCUUGUAGGAGGAUUCUUUCAAUGCCAUUUUGUCACGCCAGCUCUGUCCCGUAGCCUCCUCCAGGAAACCACCGGAGGCAAGACCCAGAUGGUCGGUCUGGUGUCUUCUGUGUUCAUGCUGAUCAUCAUUCUGGAAAUUGGGACCCUUUUUCAGCAGCUACCCAAGGCAGUCCUGGCUUGCAUAGUUUAUGUGAACCUGAAAGGCAUUUUUGUGCAGUUCUGGGACAUUCCUGCACUCUGGAAGAGCAACAAGGUUGACCUGAUGGUGUGGUUGGUAACGCUGGUGUGUACUAUACUGCUGAACCUGGAUAUGGGUCUGGCUGUAGCUGUUGCCUUCUCUAUAAUUACUGUCAUCGUCAGAUCACAACUGCCAAAUUAUUACAUCCUUGGGCGGGUUCCUGGGACUGAGAUCUAUCUGGAUAUAGAUGCAUAUGAGGAGGUAAAAGAGAUACCAGGUGUCAUUAUCUUCCGUUCGUCCACCACAAUGUACUAUACCAACGCUGAGCUAUACCUGGAUGCACUGCAAAAGAAGUCUGGAAUUGAUACUGGGAAGUUAAUCACCCAAAAGAAGAAAAGGGAGGCUGAAGAAAAAAGACAAGCCAAGACAGAAGAAAAUAAAGCCAAAAAGGAAGCCAAGAAACUGAAGCGUUUAAAUGGACAUCUACCCAAUGGAACAGUCCACCCAGAGGAUGACAUCGAUUUACAGAAGGCUUCCCAAGAUCUGAAAGGGAACCAACUGUCCAUUAUCCUAACUGACAGAGCCAACAAUGGGCAGGUGAACUGGGCCUUUGAAAAAAGCUCUGAGGCUGGCUUUCCUGGUGAUGAUCUAAAAACCCAGAAGUCUAGUACCAACGGAGACGGAGAGAUGGGCUCCAGUCACAAUAAACACACCCUCAUCCUGGAUUUGUCCACAGCCAGCUUUGUGGACACAGUUACCCUAAAGACGCUGAGAAACAUUUUCAAAGACUUUAAAGAGAUUGGCAUUGCCACCUAUUUAACUGGAUGCCAAGUCUGUGUGGUGGAGCAGUUAUCCAUUGCAGGUUUCUUCUGUGAGUCAAUCCCUAAAAGCUGCCUGUUUGCUACGGUCCACGAUGCGGUGUUACACAGCCUCCGGGUGCACGGGGACAAAGACAUAAUCCUCUACGAUUAUGCUCUGGACACAGUUAACACUAAGAUGUAACCGACAGAGGACACACUGUUAUCCCUGACCACUCCAGUGUCCUACUCCUCGUCUUCCCCCUUCCAUCGCGGUUCAAUCAACUCUGUGGUUUCAUGUUGGUUCAGAACAACAAGCACCUCCCCAACAUGACAGUCGGUUUCCAUGGAGAUGCUGCAACAGGCUUUUUCUUAUAUUUUGUAAUGAGGUUACCCGCAGGAGUCUAUUUUUGUAGUCAUGGGGGAAUUAAAGGUGACUGUAAGGAGAAAACUGAGUAACUGUGUAAGAGACGUGGGCUCGUUGAGCUACUGUGUUUGUUUGUGUGUAUGUUUAUGUGUUUGUUCGUGUUUUUUUUAACGUGGAUGUUCACUCAUUGUGUCCCAUGAGGCCAUAUUUUCACUGUUUCUGUGCUUGUAGGUGAUCCCCCUAAACUUAAGCUUUGUCACAGGUUAGUUGUCACAGUAGCAUGUUACCAUUCGUAGUGCUUCAGAGCACUCCUAACCAACUCAUAUGAUAUUUUCUAUCCUGUGAAUAAUGUCUGGGAAAGUGAUAUCCUCUCCACAAUUCAGUGCCAAAAUUAUAUCAACAUCAUUUUCUUCCGCUUAUCCGGGGCCAGGUCGCAGGGGCACCAGACUUCCCUCUCCCCAGACACUUCCUCCAGC
Messenger RNA from Esox lucius (northern pike), 3054 nucleotides. Its product is annotated as solute carrier family 26 member 6-like. The record is from RefSeq and is a predicted model, not a curated record. Gene Ontology annotation, molecular function: oxalate transmembrane transporter activity; chloride transmembrane transporter activity; bicarbonate transmembrane transporter activity. The transcript has 19 exons. Bases 95 to 2416 code for a protein of 773 amino acids. Gene Ontology annotation, cellular component: membrane. Lineage: Eukaryota; Metazoa; Chordata; Actinopteri; Esociformes; Esocidae. Gene Ontology annotation, biological process: transmembrane transport.